Triticum aestivum (bread wheat) is the source of this 2153-nucleotide messenger RNA. Its product is annotated as putative cyclin-dependent kinase F-2. Gene Ontology annotation, cellular component: nucleus. The record is from RefSeq and is a predicted model, not a curated record. The transcript has a single exon. Gene Ontology annotation, molecular function: protein serine/threonine kinase activity; ATP binding. Gene Ontology annotation, biological process: regulation of mitotic cell cycle; protein phosphorylation. The coding region runs from base 779 to 2050 and encodes 423 amino acids. Lineage: Eukaryota; Viridiplantae; Streptophyta; Magnoliopsida; Poales; Poaceae.
AGCAACAGCGUCACCUAUUACUGGACAAGACUAGCCUAGGUCCUAAUGAGAUCCUUCUCAGCUUUCUCACACGCGUUAUGAAUAGAUUUGAGCGGUGGAGAUACACGCUGUGAACGGAACGCGAAUGUAAAUGCCUUUUCCGGAUGAUCACUGAAUCAGGGUAUCUGUGUCUCUCAGUGAGGAAUGCCCGAGAUUUUGUGAUCCAUUUUGUGUGCUACCGAUCGUUAGUCCUGCGAGCCGGCCUCGCGCCGGAGCUCCCUAGUGGCGUCGGCGGGGUCCUCGGUGCAGCGGAGGAACUUGAUCGCCACGAUCUGCCCGUGGCGCGGUGGCACACCUUGACGACGACGCCGGAGCCGCCCUGCUUGCCGGUGCCGCGCGUCUCCUCGUAGUCCUCGGUGCCGCUGAUCCAACCGAUGCGCCUCCUCUUGCGGCAGCCGGUCGUUUCUGGUCCUUGGCUGCUCGUAGCGUGGCCGGUGUCGUCGUGUCGAGGACGGCAGCAGGUCUCUUGCAGUUGCAGACGGCCAUGGCGCUCGGCUCGAUCGACGGCUUGGUUGGAGGCGGGAAGGGGCGAGCUUUCCGUGUGGAUCGUCUCGUCAGCAUAUAUUGAAACCGAAUCGGAAACGAAGAACCUGAAUUCGAGUCGGAAACAAACGAACCGUGAAUCCGCCAUCGGGCGGACAACGCAGGCAGCAAGGCGAACGAACUCGGACUGAAACUGAACUGAAUUCCAUGGCGACUCGGUGAGGCAACCUGUCGAAACAAAUUGCCAACGCAGAGCAUGGAUCCAUACGGAAGUUCCUCCCUCCCCCUUCUCCAUCAUCCAUCUCGCCGCCCUCUCCAGCAACCAAGGAAGUUCGCCAUGGCUGCCCGCAAGCGACCUGCUGCCGUCCUCGACGCCGGCCACGGCCACGCCACGGCUCAACAUCAACAAUCGCCGACGUGCUGCAAGAGGAGCCGCGCCUCCAUCGGGAGCACCGACGACUACGAGAAGGUGGCCCGCCUAGGCAAAGGCGGCUUCGGCGUCGUCCACAGGAUGCGCCACCGCGUCACCAAAAAGAACGUGGCCGUCAAGUUCCUCUCCUCCCCCGACGUCGAAGAUCUUGAGCGGGAGGCGCGGUUCCUCGAGGCCUGCGACGGAAACCCUUACGUCGUCGGCUUCGAGGGCCUGCUGUGCGACCCGGCCACCGGCGACACCGCCGGCCUCGUCAUGGAGUACGUCGAGGCGUCGAGCCUCCACUCUUUAUUGUGGGACAGGCGCAGCGACCCGCCGCUCCCGGAAUCCACGGUGCGCGACUUCAUGUGGAAGCUCCUGACCGGUGCGGAAAAGAUGCACGGGCACGACCGCCACAUCGUUCACCGUGACAUCAAGCCAGCCAAUAUCCUCGUCGGGAGAAACGGGGAGCUCGUCAAGAUUUGCGACCUCGGGCUGGCCAUGUCCAUGUCCGGCUGGCCGCCGUACAACCGGGCCGGCACGACGUCCUACAUGGCGCCCGAGAUGAUCCUUGGCAAGAAGGACUACGACGCGCAAGUGGACACGUGGUCCAUCGGCUGCGUCUUUGCCGAACUGCUCACCGGCAAGACGAUGUUCAAGGGCUACCUCGAAGAUGACGACGAAGACAAGACGAAGAAUGACAUAAGGCAGCUGUGGAGCAUCUUCUGUGUGCUCGGGAUGCCGGACGAGAGGACGUGGCCAGGGUUCACCUCGCUGCCGCUCACCGCCGAGGCGCUGAGACGGCUGCCGGCGGGGUGCAAGUACAGCCGGCUGCGGUAUUCUUUCCCUGAAGACAAGCUAUCCGAGGAAGGAUUUCAGGUGUUGCAAGGGCUCCUCACAUGCAACCCCGAGAAGCGGCUGACGGCAGCCGCCGCGCUGAAGCACCCAUGGUUCGAUGCUCCUCGUUCCGCCGCUGCCGCCGCCGCCGCUGCGAAGGUCGACGCUCUGUCGUUUCCGAAAAAGAAGACACCAAGGAUCAAGUUCAUCCCGCCGGCCAUGCCCCAGAAGAAUCUACUCAAAAUCCCACUGGCCGUGUGGAACGCAGCGCAAAGAGUGUAAUGAAACUCUCUACUGAGUAGAUGUGACUGUGCUUGGAUAAGCCAUCUAUGUAAAUGCUAGCAUACACUCUCUUGAUGUAAUUGUGCUUGGAUGAGCCAUCAAC